GAUAUUUCUUCUGGUGGGAGCUCCAAAAGCAAACACUACCCAACACAAUAUUGUAGAAGGAGGCCAGGUGCUCAAAUGUAACUGGAAUUCAAACAGAAACUGCCAGCCGAUUGUAUUUGACUCCACAGGCAACAGAGAUUUUGCUCCUGAUGAUCCGCUGGAAUUUAAGUCUCAUCAGUGGUUUGGAGCCUCUGUGAGAUCCAAAAAUGACAAAAUUCUGGCCUGUGCCCCGUUGUACCACUGGAGAACUGAAACAAAACAAGAGCGAGAGCCUGUAGGAACUUGUUACCUGCUUUCUGGAUCUAAAUCUGUGGAAUAUGCACCCUGCAGGUCAACCACUAUCGAUGCAGAUGGACAGGGAUUUUGUCAAGGUGGAUUUAGUAUUGACUUUACAAAGGGAGACAGAGUGCUACUUGGAGGACCUGGAAGUUUUUACUGGCAAGGCCAACUUAUUUCUGAUCGAGUGACAGAGAUUGUGGCUAAAUAUGACUCCAAAGUCUACAGUACAAAGUAUGAUGACCAGUUAGCAACCAGACCUGCCAGUGCUGCUUUUGAUGACAGCUACUUGGGUUAUUCAGUGGCUGUUGGAGACUUCAACGGUGAUGGCAUAGAAGACUUUGUAUCAGGAGUCCCAAGAGCAGCAAGAACUCUGGGCAUGGUGUCUAUUUACAAUGGGAAAAACAUGUCUUCCAUGUUCAACUUCACUGGAGAGCAGAUGGCUGCCUAUUUUGGAUAUUCAGUGGCUGCCACAGAUAUCAAUGGGGACAAUUAUACAGAUUUGUUUAUUGGAGCCCCUCUUUUUAUGGAUCGAGGUUCUGAUGGGAAACUUCAAGAGGUCGGCCAAGUUUCCAUUUGCCUUCAACGAGCCUCUGGAGGGUUUCAGAUCACAAAGCUGAAUGGUUUUGAGAUAUUUGCAAGAUUCAGCAGUUCUGUUGCACCUCUGGGGGAUCUAGAUCAGGAUGGCUUCAAUGAUAUUGCAGUUGCUGCACCAUAUGGUGGAGAGGACAAGAGAGGACUUGUCUAUAUCUACAAUGGAAAAGCAAAUGGUUUGAAUGCAGUCCCAUCUCAAAUUCUUGAAGGGCAGUGGGCUGCUCGCACUAUGCCACCCAGUUUUGGGUACUCGCUGAAAGGAGCCACAGAUGUGGACAAAAAUGGAUAUCCAGACUUGAUUGUUGGAGCCUUUGGUGUUGACACAGCUGUUUUGUAUAGGGCUAGACCAGUUAUUAGAGUGAAUGCUGCCCUGGAAGUUAAUCCAACUAUUCUAAACCCAGAAAACAAAGCCUGUUCACUGUCAGAUGUAAAAGUUUCUUGCUUCAAAGUAAAGUUCUGCUUAAAAGCGGAUGGCAAAGGAAAGCUCCCUAAUUCACUCAAUUUCCAAGUGGAGCUGCUGUUGGAUAAACUUAAGCAGAAAGGAGCUAUAAGGAGAGCUCUUUUUCUCCACAGCAAACAGCCUAGCCACUCUAAGAACAUGACUAUUACAAAGGGGGGCAAAAUGAAUUGUGAAGAACUUGAUGCCUUUUUGAGGGAUGAAUCUGAAUUUAGAGACAAACUAACUCCCAUUACUAUUUUUAUGGAAUAUCGUCUGGAUUACAGAACAGCUGCAGAUGCAACAGGACUGCACCCUAUCCUCAACCAGUUCACUCCUGCUAAUAUGAGCAGACAGGCACAUAUUCUGCUGGAUUGUGGUGAUGAUAAUGUCUGCAAACCAAAGCUGGAGGUUUCAGUAGAAAGUGAUCAGAAGCAGAUCUAUAUUGGUGAUGACAAUCCCUUGACACUAAUUGUCAGUGCUCAGAAUCAAGGGGAAGGAGCCUAUGAAGCAGAACUCUUUGUCAUCGUUCCGCCCCAAGCAGAUUUCAUCGGUGUUGUUCGUAACGACGAGGCUUUAGCAAGACUGUCAUGUGCAUUUAAAACAGAGAAUCAAACUCGCAUGGUAGUUUGUGACCUGGGAAAUCCCAUGAAAGCAGGAACUAAGCUAUUAGCUGGCCUGCGUUUCAGUGUGCACCAGCAGUCUGAAAUGGAUACCUCUGUGAAGUUUGACUUGCAAAUCCGAAG
This is a messenger RNA of Fulmarus glacialis (Northern fulmar), 2052 nucleotides long. It is a transcript of the gene ITGAV, whose product is annotated as integrin, alpha V. NCBI's taxonomy places the organism in Eukaryota, Metazoa, Chordata, Aves, Procellariiformes, Procellariidae. Gene Ontology annotation, cellular component: integrin complex; external side of plasma membrane. Gene Ontology annotation, biological process: cell-cell adhesion; cell-matrix adhesion; cell adhesion mediated by integrin. The transcript has 21 exons. The record is from RefSeq and is a predicted model, not a curated record. The annotation marks the transcript as partial. Gene Ontology annotation, molecular function: integrin binding.